AUGCAUAUAAAGGCCGAAGGGCACGGUUUCAUGGAACGAGUAAUCAGUCUAUGGUCACCAAUGGCGACCACCAGAAUUGUGCUGCUUCUGGCAGCACUAAGUCAAUACACAGCUAAGGCGAAUUAUUGCCCGUGCGCUGAAUCACCAUAUUAUGCUCCACCGCUAGUAUUGCCGCCGCCACUUCCUGCAGUGGUCCCGGCUGCACCAGCACUGUUGCCCCCAGCACCUUUAUACCCAGCGCCUCUACCCCCAGCGCCUCUAUAUCCAGCACACCUGCCCCCACCGCCUCUAUAUCCAGCACCUCUGCCUCCACCGCCUGUCUAUCCAGCCCCUCUACCCGCGCCGCCGUUCUACCCAGCACCUCUACCCCCAGCACCAAUACCUCUACCAGUUCAUCCCCCAUUACCACUGCCCCUACCACAUCCUGCUCCGGUUCCCCUGCCUCUACCAGGCUUUCCACCAGCACCUCUACCGCCGCCACCACCUCCUGGUUGUCCCGGAGCAAUCCCUAUUCCUAUGCCUCCAAUGCCACCCCUUUAUGUUACUCUACCACCGCCAGCUCCUAUCUAUGUAACUCCACCACCCGCUCCACCACUACUUGUCGAAAUUCCAGCAUUACCACCUAUAACAGUCACCCCACCACCGUUGCCGCCUAUGCUAGUAUCACCGCCUCCGCCACCUCCUGUGACGGUCAACCCCCCUACGUCCCCGCCAAUUUGCGUAACUCCUCCUCCCCAACCACCCAUAAUGGUCACCCCUCCAACCCCACCUCCCAUGUACGUAAAUCCUCCACUGCUCCCGCCCAUGCUCAUAGAUAUUCCUAUGCCACCCCCAGUUGUGAUAGAGCUGCCGCCGCCGCCACCGAUCGUUGUCCAACCGCCGCCAUUAGGCCAGAUAAUGGUGCAGCCACCACCCCUGCCCCCAAUACCUGUAGAGCUGCCACCACCACCGCCAAUGAUGCUGCAGCCGCCGCCUUUGCCGCCACUUUGCGUCCAGCCGCCUCCACCACCGCCAAUCAGCGUCCAACCCCCAGCUCCUCCGCCAAUGACUAUUCCCCUGCCACCACUGCCGCCUUUAACUGUCCAGCCGCCGCUACCGGAACCUAUUUACGUCGAGCUGCCUCCACACGGACCUGUUAUGGUCCAGCCUCCACCAUUGCCUCCGUUCUGCGUUCAACCACCGCCUCCACCACCGAUGUGUUUGCAGCCGCCCCCACCACCACCUAUUUGCUGUGGCUCGUCCCCAUUACCACCGUCAGCUCUGCCAGCCCCAAUUUAUUUGUAGUAAUAAUAUAUUUAGAUAAAUAUUUUGAAUACUGAAUCACAUAAAUAAGUGUAUUUUUUUUACUUUGUUGUCAUAACAUAUUAAUGUAAAAUAUGAAUUUAUUUAAUUAAAUAAAUAAGUGAUUUAUA
Molecule: messenger RNA, 1412 nt
Organism: Galleria mellonella (greater wax moth)
Lineage: Eukaryota; Metazoa; Arthropoda; Insecta; Lepidoptera; Pyralidae
Exons: 2
Coding region: 1-1284 (427 amino acids)
Source: RefSeq, a predicted model, not a curated record